AAAACUACAACACUGCUCCGUCGCACUCUUGAUGACGUCAGAGAGGGAUGACACGGGACCGGAAGAGGCGCAGAGAAAUAACAGAUAACAAGAUGGCAGCAGGCUCAGAUCACGGGCUGAAGAGAAUAGUCUGGAAAAGAAUAAAAGACACAAUCAUUACAGACUGCAGUAAAUCUGAAGUAUGGAAGAUAUUGAUUCUGGACCCCUUCACCACCAAGCUCCUCUCAUCAUGCUGCAAAAUGUCCGAUCUGAUGUCAGAGAAAAUAACAAUUGUGGAGGACCUGUACAAAACCAGAGAGCCUGUUCCAGAAAUGAAGGCCAUCUACUUCAUGUCACCAACCGCUAAGUGUGUGGAUGCCUUUAUUGCUGACUUCAAGCCCAAACCUAAAUAUAAAGCAGCAUAUGUUUAUUUCACUGACUAUUGUCCCGAUGAACUGUUCAACAACAUGAAGCUGUACUGCGCAAAGUACAUACGAGUCUGUAAGGAAAUAAACAUGUCCUUCAUGCCACAAGAGGCACAAGUGUUCACAUGUGAUAAUCCGGGGGCUUUCCAAAGCAUCUACAGUCCCAACAGUCAGGACAAAAAGAAGACACUGGAGACACUCGCAGACCAGCUCGUCACACUCUGUGCCACAUUGGACGAGUACCCGGGCAUCAGAUACAAGAAAGACGGCAACAUGGAGAAUGCCAAGACCCUUGCAGAGCUGGUGGACAACAAACUGGCUAAACACUACGAGCUGGAUGACAGCGGCAAGAAAAAGAAGACCCAGGCCCAGCUGCUGAUAGUGGAGAGAGGUUUUGACCCCGUCACCCCCAUCCUGCAUGAGCUGACCUACCAGGCCAUGGCUUACGACCUCAUUGAUGUCGAGAACGACACCUACAAGUACAAGGCUAAAGAUGGCUCCGAGAAGCAGGCCUUGCUGAAUGAGGACGACAUGCUCUGGGUGCAGCUGAGGCACAAGCACAUUGCUGAGGUCUCAGAACAAAUCCGCAAGUUGGUGAAGGAAAUGUCUGCUAACAAGAAACAGCCAGAUGGGAAGAUCUCAAUUAGCAAUUUGGCCCAGAUGAUGAAGAAGAUGCCCUCAUUCCGUAAACAUGUGACUGAGAAAACGAUUCAUCUGCAGUUGGCCGAGGACUGCAUGCAACUUUUCUCAAACAACGUGGAGAAACUCUGCAAAGCUGAACAGGACCUUGCCGUGGGGUCAGACGUGGAGGGGGUGAAGGUGAAAGAUCCUAUGAGGACCCUGCUGCCUGUCCUGCUUCACCAAUACAGCACCUACGACAAGAUCAGAGCUGUGCUGCUCUACAUCUUCAGCCUCAGCGGAACAACUGACGAGAACUUGAGCAAACUCAUCCAGCAUGUAAAGAUCGAGGAAGAGCGAGAGUUCAUCCUGAACUGGAAAGAACUGGGGGUCCCUAUCAUCACAUCGCCUAGUUUCUUCUCUCGAAAACCAACCAGACGGGAUCGUUCCCAGGAUCAGACAUACAACCUUUCCAGAUGGACUCCUGUCAUAAAGGAUGUGAUGGAGGAUGCUGUGGAGAACAAACUGGACGCCAAAGAGUGGCCGCACCAGUCUGAGUGUCCCGCUGCCUGGAAUGGCUCCGGGGCUGUCAGUGCCCGUCAGAAGCACAAAGGCAGUAAUCAGGACGAACGCCGGUCCGGCUCGCGCCUCAUUGUUUUUGUUCUCGGAGGCAUCAGCCUCUCUGAGAUGCGCUGUGCCUACGAGGUCACCCAGGCAGUAAAAUCCUGCGAGAUCAUCAUAGGGUCUUCUCACAUUUUGACCCCGACCGGUCUCCUGAAUGACAUCAAGGCUCUGAGCAAAGGCCCCGUGGAGACUUUGACAAUAGAGGAGAGGAGCAACGCCUGAGAGGUCUCGUACUAACACCUCCCCUAACUUCCCCCUGCCGCCCCACAUCUCAUAUCACUCGGCACAGUGCACUCAACUCAACUUCCUGAAUGGAAGACUGAAGGGAAUUUACUUAAUACUUAUCUUUUUGUUUUAAUACUCUUUUCAUACCUGGUGCACAUUCACAGUAGGCAUGAGGGCAAAUUCUCUUUUAACUUGGUCAAUAACAAAGAUUAUGAGCUGCUUAUGGCAUUUAUAGUAUGCUAAUUGACAUUUGAUCAUAAAGAUCAGUUAUGUUAGGGCUGCAACUAAAGAUUGUUUUCAUUGUCGAUUAUUUUCUUGAUUAAUCAAUUAUUUGUUUGGUCUAUAAAAUGUCAGGAAAUGGCGAAAAAUGUCAAUCAGUGUUUCCCAAAGCCCAAGAUGACGUCCUCAGAUAUUCAAAUAUAUUCAGUUUAUUGUCAUAAUAAGCCGGAAUCAGAGAUUUUUUUUUCUUAAAAAAUUACUCAAACCAAUUAAGUUAUUAUCAAAAUAGUUGCAGAUUUAAAUCAUAUUAAAAGUGAAUUGACCUCAUCCUACUAUAAACAUGUAAAAAAAUGUCUUAUCUGCCUAUCUGCGGUUGCGUUGUCCAUAAACAAAGUUUCUGGUUUUGUUACAUGUUGAAAGACCUCUGAGAAACUCUCAGAGACAGAAUGAUGGUGGAAAGUAGCGCAAAGCUAAUGUAUAUACUGUAUGUAAGCACUGAGUCCCUGCUGUGUCAUUCUGACUUUUUCAGUCACACUUUAUGUAAUUUUUCAGAGUGUUUUUAACUUAGAGUAUUUACGUUUUUGUUGAAUUGAACAACUGACUAAUAAAUGGAUGAAGUGGUUCAAA
Molecule: messenger RNA, 2717 nt
Organism: Sebastes umbrosus (honeycomb rockfish)
Lineage: Eukaryota; Metazoa; Chordata; Actinopteri; Perciformes; Sebastidae
Gene: stxbp3
Product: syntaxin binding protein 3
Exons: 19
Coding region: 48-1868 (606 amino acids)
Biological process (GO): vesicle-mediated transport; neurotransmitter secretion; intracellular protein transport
Cellular component (GO): secretory granule; plasma membrane
Molecular function (GO): syntaxin binding
Source: RefSeq, a predicted model, not a curated record